UCCUUUAUAAUAAUUAGGCUUCAGCUUAUCCAAAAGGCUACAGCUCACCCAGAAAGCAAUUUAUAUUUCUUUAAAAUGAAAACGCUCAUGAUUGCUAAAAAUUCUUCAACACCUGAGGCUUCCUCCAUCUGUACUGCCCAGCCGGCGGCGACAUCCACGCCGACUAACUUAAUCCGUAGAAGUCCAAGGUUGAUGGCUCUCCGAAGGGAUUUGACUGGAUCGGGUGACUCGUCUUUGGUGAGCCGUAUACCACUAACAUUCGCGGGUAUCAAGGGUCGAAGGCCGAUUCGUGCUUAUAUCACCCCCAAGAAGACCACUCGGAAAGCGCGGAGGACACCGAGUUCACCGAAUUCCCCAAUGCUCCCAACGAUUGUCAAAAAGCCAAUGAAGACAUCAAACAACUCACCAACCGAGGCUCCCAAGGAUUCGCCAGUGAAGUCUCCAAACAAACAAGAGUUUUCUCCUAAGCCAGAUUCCCCUGAAGCUGGCACCAGUUCAGCUUUGUCGGCACAACGGAAUGAAAGAAAGCGGUCUCUAUUCCAAGGACCCUCAACAUCGACAGGCUUCGAAACGCCCACAAAACAAGCCCGACUCUCAGUUCUAAAAGUGAACAUGGUAUCGCCAUUCUCCAUUAAUCGUGAAAAGGAAAUAAAAUCCGUGUUCGUAGAUGGUGAUAGCCGCACUGAAGUGCCCUAUGAGAUCACACCCAACGUGGACCAGCAAGUCGUGUUGCCGGAACGUCAUGAGGGGCCAGUGGAACCAGAGAACCAGAUUCAGGAGGAUUCAUUCCAGAUUCAACCUAAAGCACGGGAUUGCCGCGAAACUUCAACCAACACAGAAAUUUCGAUUCCACCGUAUGGAAAGACCCUUCGUAAGGGAUGCAGCAUCAUGUAAAGUUCAAAUAUUUUCAACAUUUACAUUUUGGUUUUGAAAUAUAAGUAUGCCGCAUAAAAACAAAACAAAA
Messenger RNA from Drosophila elegans, 964 nucleotides. RefSeq lists its product as uncharacterized. The coding region runs from base 76 to 894 and encodes 272 amino acids. The record is from RefSeq and is a predicted model, not a curated record. Lineage: Eukaryota; Metazoa; Arthropoda; Insecta; Diptera; Drosophilidae. The transcript has a single exon.